AUGGGCGCGAGCGCAUCCACGAGAAUAACCGUCGCAUUCGACGCAUGCUCUAGAGCUACGGAUGUGGCGGCAGCGAAUGCCGCCGCCACUGCCGCCGCCGCCGCCUGGACGCACGCACGCACGCAGGUGUCUGUUCGUGUGCGCGGUGCGUGCGAUCGAGGCCUGUAUGUGAGGCCGGCGAGCGCUGCUGUUGUGUUUGACGGGAAGCGCGAAGCGCUGCAUGCGCGCAGCGCCUCAUCGAUCUCAUCGAACGAUGGACAGGCGCGCUUGCGCACUGUACGCCAAUGCGGGAGAUGGAGGAUGAGCGGUGAGGCCAGGAGCGCCUCGGUGUCUUCGGGGUGCGUCUGGGGUGCAGAGCUGCGAGGCAAGCGGCUGGCGCGUCCAACGCGAGAUCGUUGUGUGUCAGUGUCGGGCGUUUCGUGGCGUGACUUGGCGGUGCUUCAGGGAGUUAUCCACGUGCGAGGUAUCCGUUGUCGAUCGGCGGAGGACGCUGGUUCUGGUUCGCGCUUCUCUCUGUGCGUCACUGAGACAGGGGGCGGUACUGCAUGGCAUCGAUAUUUAAUACCUGGAUUGGCUGAAUCACUUGAAAUGAACUUCUGA
Cyanidioschyzon merolae strain 10D is the source of this 600-nucleotide messenger RNA. RefSeq lists its product as hypothetical. The record is from RefSeq and is a predicted model, not a curated record. The transcript has a single exon. The coding region runs from base 1 to 600 and encodes 199 amino acids. Lineage: Eukaryota; Rhodophyta; Bangiophyceae; Cyanidiales; Cyanidiaceae.